Molecule: messenger RNA, 2858 nt
Organism: Chlorocebus sabaeus (green monkey)
Lineage: Eukaryota; Metazoa; Chordata; Mammalia; Primates; Cercopithecidae
Gene: NQO1
Product: NAD(P)H quinone dehydrogenase 1
Cellular component (GO): cytosol
Molecular function (GO): NAD(P)H dehydrogenase (quinone) activity
Source: RefSeq, a predicted model, not a curated record
GCCAAGUCUCAAAGGGCAGGCCCACUCGAUCCCUGGACUCUCUUGGGAACAACUUCCACCCUGCAUCCCCUUGCACCUCAGGGCACAGUGCACAGAUGGGCUUGCCUUAGCCCCUCCAGCCAGAUUUUUGACUUUUCUUGACUUCCACCAGUUGCUCGGGCGGGGCGGGUGGGAGUGGAGGGGCCACUCCUUCACCCCCCAGGCUCCCUCCCUUCCUGGAGCUGCAGCCUUGGCAUCCUCUAGCCCAGCACCCCAGGAUCCAGGCGUUGGGUCCCGCCCUUGUUGACGUCCAACUCAAAUGAGCCGCGCAGGAUAUAUGAGAGAGACUGCCCCGCGCACCACACACACGACUCCUGCAAGGUUGCCGCUGGAGUCGCCCAGCCCAGUGAGAGCCUAGUCCCGGCCAGGGUCGCCCCGGCAAGCACGAUUCCAGCCAAUCAGCGCCCUGGACUGCACCAGCGCCAUGGUCGGCAGAAGAGCACUGAUCGUACUGGCUCACUCAGAGAGGACAUCCUUCAACUAUGCCAUGAAGGAGGCUGCUGUAGCAGCUUUGAAGAAGAAAGGGUGGGAGGUGGCGGAGUCGGACCUCUAUGCCAUGAACUUCAAUCCCAUCAUUUCCAGAAAGGACAUCACAGGUAAACUGAAGGACUCUGCGAACUUUCAGUAUGCUGCCAAAUCUAUUCUGGCUUAUAAAGAGGGCCGUCUGAGCCCAGAUAUUGUGGCUGAACAAAAGAAGCUGGAAGCUGCAGACCUUGUGAUAUUCCAGUUCCCCCUACAGUGGUUUGGAGUCCCUGCCAUUCUGAAAGGCUGGUUUGAGCGAGUGUUCGUAGGAGAGUUUGCUUACAAGCUCGCUGCCAUGUAUGACAAAGGACCCUUCCAGAGUAAGAAGGCAGUGCUUUCUAUCACCACUGGUGGCAGCGGCUCCAUGUACUCUCUGCAAGGGAUCCAUGGGGACAUGAAUGUCAUUCUCUGGCCAAUUCAGAGUGGCAUUCUGCAUUUCUGUGGCUUCCAAGUCUUAGAACCUCAACUGACAUAUAGCAUUGGGCACACUCCAGCAGACGCCCGAAUUCAGAUCCUAGAAGGAUGGAAGAAACGCCUGGAGAAUAUUUGGGAUGAGACACCACUGUAUUUUGCUCCAAGCAGCCUCUUUGACCUAAACUUCCAGGCAGGAUUCUUAAUGAAAAAAGAGGUACAGGAUGAGGAGAAAAACAAGAAAUUUGGCCUUUCUGUGGGCCAUCACUUGGGCAAGUCCAUCCCAACUGACAACCAGAUCAAAGCCAGAAAAUGAGAUUCCUAAGACUGGAUUUCCUUCUAACAUGUUAUCAAAUCUGAGUGUCUUUCCAGGCUUCCCUGACUUGCUUUAGUUUUUAAGAUUUGGGUUUUUCUUUUUCCACAAGGAAUAAAUAGGAGAGGGAAUCAACUGUAUUCAUGCAUUUUGGGAUCAUUUUAUUAUUCAAUGUAACUGAUUCUUAUGAUUACUAUCAUGGCAUAUAACCAAAAUCCAACUGGGCUCAAGAGGCCACUUAGGGAAGAUGUAGAAAGAUGCUAGAAAAUGUUCUUUAAAGGCAUCUACACAAUUUAAUUCCUCUUUUUAGGGCUAAAGUUUUAGGGUGAAGUCUAGCUAGGUAUCAUUCAAUUCUCCAAUGUUCCAUUAAUCACCUCUCUGUAGUUUAUGGCAGAAAGGAAUUGCUCUGAGAAAGAAAAGACUGAAUCUACCUGCCCUAAGGGACUUAACUUGUUAGUAAUCUAAUGCUUGCUUAUGAUAUUUCUUGCUUUCAAUUACAAUGCAGUUACUAAUAUGCCUAGCAUGAGUAUCACUGUUCUUCAACUUUCAUUGUUUGUAUACAGUACACAGAUACCUUGAAAGGAAGAGCUAAUAAAUCUCUUCUUUACUGCAGUCAUCUACUUUAUUUUUAAUUAAAAAAAAUUUUUUUUUGAAACAGUCUUGCUGUGUUGCCUAGGCUGGAGUGCAGUGGCAUGAUCUCAGCUCACUGCAACCUCUGCCUCCCGAGUUCCAGCGAUUCUCCUGCCUCAGCCUCCCUAGUAGCUGGGAUGACAGGUGCCUGCCAUCAUGACUGGCUAAUUUUUGUAUUUUUGGUAGAGACGGGGUUUUACCAUGUUGGCCAGGCUGGUGUCGAACUCCUGACCUCAGGUGAUCCACCUGCCUCGGCCUCCCAAAGUGCUGGGAUUACAGGCGUGAGCCACCGCACCUGGCCCUUGCAAUCCUCUACUUUAAGGUUUGCAGAGAUAAACCAGUAAAUUCACACCGUACAUCUGCAAUGUGAAUUCAAGAAAGGAAAUAGUACCUCCAAUACUUAAAAAUAGCCUUCCACAAAAAAUACUUUAUUUCUGAUCUACACAAACUUUCGGAAGGUUAUCUUCUUUAUCAUUGCUAAACUGAUGACUUACCACGAGAUGGGGUCCAGUCCCAUGACUUUGGGGUACAACUGUAAACUUAAGAGUUUUAUCAACUUUGGUGAACAGUUUUGGCAUAAUAGUCAAUUUCUACUUCUGGAAGUCAUCUCGUCCCACUGUUGGUAUUAUAUAAUUCAAGGCGAAUAUGAUAAAACACUGCCCUCUUGUGGUGCAUUGAAAGAAGAGCUGAGAAAUAAUGAAAGGUUGCCUGAAAAAUGGGAGAUAGCCUCUUACUUGCCAAGAAAAACGAAGGGAUUGGACUGAGGUGGAGAACCUCCUUUACCAGAUGCUGAUUGGCACUGGUGGUUUUUGCUCUCGACAGUAUCCACAAUAGCUGAUGGCUGGGUGUUUCAGUUUGAAAAUAUUUUCUGUUGCCUUCAACUUCACUGCAAUUUUGUGUAAAUUUCUGAAAGAUCCGAAUAAAUAAAAUUCAUUUCUACAAA